CUGGCAAUUACAUAAAAAAGUUCCCAGCUUUACAGAUUUCGAAACAAAAAAAAAGCUUGAUUGGUUCUUGAAGUAAGAUCCCAAGAAAGAGAGAAGCUUUUGUAUUUGCAUAGUUGUCAUGAUGACCUUUUAUACUAAACUAUGCCUUUCUUCCUCACCAAUUCAACACUUUACUUACAGAGGUACUUCAGUUUUGUUAUCCUUUUCUUCUUCUAUAUAAAUUUUCAAAUUGUUUAAACACUGACCCAGCUGCUUGAUUUGUCUCUGUUAUAAUAUACUGAAUCUUCUUUGAUUUUCACUGUUUGAUUGGGGUAAAAAGUUUAGAAUUUAGAAUGAGUGAUGGGUGAUUUGUUUUUUCAGCAAUGGAAUGAUAUAGUUCUCAAGUUGUUUGUAAUAAUGACUCAAAGAAGAAGUCUUUUUGUUACAACAACAAAAGAAAAUUCAGGAUUUCUUAUGUAAAAUUACAACAAAAAUGUAAAGGUGUUAGUUAAUGUCGAUAGUGAAAUGGAAUGAUUGAAUUUACAUGGUCCACUUUGAAUAUCUCUAAUCAUUUCUGUGGUUUCAAUUUCUUUCAUAUCCAAAUCAUCGAUCACUUCAUAACAGCUUGAUGAAGAGUAUUUAUGUCGUUGAUACAGUUUUUACCCAAAUGGGAAAGAUAAAAACUCUUUUCAUAUUGCUGUGUAACCUUUUACCUUUUGAGUUUAAAAAGUUUCCUUUUUUAUGUUUUCAAUUCAAAACUAUAACAUUAGUGGUAAUUUGAUUAUGUAUUUCUCAGUAAUAAAGAUUGGAUUUUACUUUAAAACCUAGUUAAGUUAUUGUUUGUUUGAUGGCUUUUGUUGACAAUUAUUAGUUUGAUCUUGUUCUCAGUAACAAACAAUGGGUAGAAAAAUGAAUUGGAGAUAAACAAAAAUGAAGCGAUUAUUGGAAUGAAAAAGUAAGAGCAAGUGGGGACGUGUUAAGGGGCCUUUGUGUUAACAUAAAACCAGGAGAAGCAUACAUUUCUUGCUUUAUCUACCUGUAAGGAUGAUGAUCUCUUACAUGAUUCUUUCAAUGUGUUUUUACAUGUGUGUCAGAUCUUUCUUUUAUUCACCAAACUUUAUUCCUCUCUGCCAUUUCCAUCUGGAAAAAUAAAAAGCUCAUGUAACUCCCACUCAACAAUAUAACAUGCUAUACCACAUGUACUUUGCAGUUUUCUUGUGCUUAGACUUGCAAUUUCACUCAACCUUUUUUUAAUGCUUGCUUAAGAUCUCAGGCAUCCUCUGUUUUUUUUUUUUUUUUUUGGUACCAUCUUGAACCAUUUUGGCUUUUGCCUUGGAUGUUUUGCUGAUUCUUUGCUUUCUAUUUCACUUUGAUUUUUGGUUUUCCUAUCAGAUGGAUGAUAGUAGGCAAAACGCUUCUUGAGAUUCAGAUUUAGUCAUCUCUGCUAAGAUUGAUUGUGUUGUUGCCCUUUGUUUUUUUUUGUAAGAGCAACCACCAUGUCCAUAAGAGAUGAGAAACAGUGUGAGAUGAGAAACGAAAUGAUGCUAUUUGGUUUACUGAUUAGGAGAAUCUUUGAUGAGGAGAGUGGUAAGCUUCUUCAGAGGCUUGAGGAUGCCAAUUGUGAAAUUACAGAGUUGAAGAAAGUGAGAAAUGAUGAUGCAAAAGCUAACGAGAAGGUAGUUAGCAUAAUCGCGUCUCAGAAACAGAAUUGGUUAAGGGAGAGGUAUGGAUUAAGGCUGCAGAUUGAAGCUCUGAUGAAGGAACUAAGGAAUAUAGAGAAGAGGAAGAGACAUAGCUUACUGGAAUUGCAAGAAAGAUUAAAGGAAAAGGAAGGUUUAUUGGAAUCUAAAGAUAAGGCAAUAGAAGAAGAGAAGCGUAAAUGCGAAUUGUUAGAGGAAAGGCUAGUGAAAGCAGAAAAGGAAGUUCAAGAUUUAAGGGAAACACAAGAGAGAGAUGUGCAAGAACAUUCUUCUGAGCUGUGGAGGCAAAAGAAGACAUUCCUUGAGCUUGCUUCUAGCCAGAGACAACUUGAAGCUGAACUGAGUCGUGCAAAUAAGCAAAUUGAGGCUAAAGGACAUGAACUUGAAGACUUGUCAUUAGAAAUCAAUAAGAUGCGGAAAGAUUUGGAACAGAAAGAUCGAAUCUUGGCUGUGAUGAUGAAAAAGUCAAAACUGGACAUGACGGAGAAGCAGAUGACAUUGCUUAAGGAGGCAAAGAAAAAGCAAGAUGAAGAAGAAGCAAAGAAAUGGAAAAUGAAUCCAAAGUCAAGAAAACACGAGAGACGGUCACUAAGAAGCAUGUUUGCUUUUGAAGCCACAAGUAAGCCUAAAACCAACAGUGUAGGUUCCAUUACUCACAUUGAACAUCUGGAUUGGAAUAAAGAUCCUGAUGUCGUCCCCUACUCUAUUGGUGAUCUCAGUGAACUAGGAGUCGAUGGAAAUGCAAAGAAGCGUGAGAAUUUGGUUUUUGGGGAGGAAGAACUUUGUAUUAGAGUGAUAGGGAACAAGCAAGAGAUAGAGAUAGGGGAUUUUACUGAGCAUAUGAAACUAAAAGAUGAAAAGGUUGAAACUCUGUGUUUGCAUCUGAUGAACUCUGAGUUAGAAUCAAAGCGGUUGCGAUCUUGUAUUGAAGGACUGAGCCAAGAAAUGUUACAGUUGAGACAUGACAACACACAGUUAGAAGGCAUGGUAAAUCGAAGAGGGGAGGAGUCGGUUUCCCUGAAGAAUCAAGAUUUCAAGACUCAGCCAAAAAGCUUGGUUCCCCACAAGAACAAUAUGAGUUGUAGAAGAAAGAACACAAAAACAGAAGCACGAGGAGAGCAAGAAAGAGAAUUUGAUUCAAGGGAUGUUUCUCAGGUAAAUGCUACCGAGAAAGGAAGGGAAUCAUACUCUCCUGAUGAAUUGAGACAUUUGACUUUGAAAGCUGCUCAAUCUGAUGCUGAAGAAGGAUCUGAAAACGAAAGACUCUUACCAGAGAAUGAGUGUACCAAAAGAGAAAAAGCGAAUAGUAAGGAGAGUAAGAGCCUAAUAUCAAGCACAAGCAAUCCACCUUGGAGAAUGGAUCUUCAUGCUCUUGGAGUUUCAUACAAGAUCAAAAGGCUGAAACAACAACUGAUGAUGCUUGAAAGAUAUAUUGGUAAACCGGAGAGCCAAGAGACUGAAAAAAACAGCAGUGAUACCGGAAAAAGGGCUUUGUUAUUGCUCAUUACAUUGCUCAACAAACAAGUUACUAGGUAUCAAUCACUACAAGAGAAGAUUGAUGAUUUGUGCAAAAGAAUGCAUGUGAAUGAUCCGCAGAAGAUUAGCGGAAAAAACAGAGCAAAUGGGGAAGCCAAAACAUCACUAGAGCAUUUCUUAGAUGAGACAUUUCAGCUGCAAAGAUACAUAGUGGCAACAGGACAAAAACUGAUGGAAAUCCAAUCCAAGAUCGCUUCUGGCUUUGUUGAGUUUCUAGUAGACCUAAUCACAACUGAAUCCUCCUCUUCUAGUAGCAGCUUUGAUCCAGAACGUUUUGCAGAAAACAUCAAAAGUCUGUUUCAGGAAGUGCAAAGAGGUCUUGAGGUUAGGAUAUCCCGAUGCAUAGGUGAUCUUGAAGGGACAUUAGCUCGUGAGGGAAUGAUACAUUUGAAACGACGGGCCGACAUGGAGCUACGAGUAUGAGAAGCUACAAAAUGUGUAAAUUAUUUACUUCCUCUUCAGCUAUUAUUGAAGUAAAUGAGAGAUAUUAGCUUUUGUAUAUAGAUUUUACUUAUAUAUAGGGGACCAGUGGUCAUAUUUAAACUCCUGAAAUCUUAGUUAAUAGCUCAAUCAGAUUAUUGAACUAUCGAAAUUUCGGUUUGGUGUUGGUUAGCAGCUUGAUUAGAAAUCCCCAUCCUUAUAUAAAGGACCACAUGAGUAUUAUAAAG
Molecule: messenger RNA, 3883 nt
Organism: Arabidopsis thaliana (thale cress)
Lineage: Eukaryota; Viridiplantae; Streptophyta; Magnoliopsida; Brassicales; Brassicaceae
Product: Ribonuclease P protein subunit P38-like protein
Exons: 3
Coding region: 1476-3638 (720 amino acids)
Source: RefSeq, marked reviewed